This is a messenger RNA of Myotis davidii, 2239 nucleotides long. It is a transcript of the gene KLHL17, whose product is annotated as kelch like family member 17. Gene Ontology annotation, molecular function: protein binding. Lineage: Eukaryota; Metazoa; Chordata; Mammalia; Chiroptera; Vespertilionidae. The record is from RefSeq and is a predicted model, not a curated record. The coding region runs from base 1 to 1635 and encodes 544 amino acids. The transcript has 12 exons.
AUGGAGGGUGCCAUGCAGCUGCUGAGCCGGGAGGGCCACACCGUGUCCCACAACUCCAAGCGGCACUACCACGAUGCCUUCGUGGCCAUGAGCCGCAUGCGGCAGCGUGGCCUCCUGUGUGACAUCGUUUUGCAUGUGGCGGCCAAGGAGAUCCGAGCUCACAAGGUGGUGCUGGCCUCUUGCAGCCCUUACUUCCACGCCAUGUUCACAAAUGAGAUGAGCGAGAGCCGCCAGACCCACGUGACGCUGCAUGACAUCGACCCUCAGGCCUUGGACCAGCUGGUGCAGUUUGCGUACACGGCUGAGAUUGUGGUGGGCGAGGGCAACGUGCAGACCCUGCUCCCCGCUGCCAGCCUUCUGCAGCUGGGCUUUGCCGACACGCACUCCUGCAGCGACCUGCUCAAGGCGGCACACAGGUACGUGCUGCAGCACUUCGUGGACGUGGCCAAGACGGAGGAGUUCAUGCUGUUGCCGCUAAAGCAGGUGCUGGAACUGGUCUCUAGUGACAGCCUGAACGUGCCUUCAGAGGAGGACGUGUAUCGUGCCGUCCUGAGCUGGGUCAAGCACGACGUGGAUGCUCGGAGGCAGCACGUCCCACGGCUGAUGAAGUGUGUGCGCCUGCCCCUGCUGAGCCGCGACUUCCUGCUGGGCCAUGUGGACGCGGAGAGCCUGGUGAGGCACCACCCUGACUGCAAGGACCUGCUGAUCGAGGCCCUCAAGUUCCACCUGCUGCCAGAGCAGAGAGGCGUCCUGGGCACGAGCCGCACUCGGCCCCGACGCUGCGAGGGAGCUGGCCCUGUGCUCUUCGCUGUGGGUGGCGGGAGCCUGUUCGCCAUCCACGGGGACUGUGAAGCCUAUGACACACGGACGGACCGUUGGCACGUGGUGGCCUCCAUGUCCACUCGCCGAGCCCGGGUGGGCGUGGCGGCCGUCGGGAACCGGCUGUACGCAGUGGGCGGUUACGACGGGACUUCGGAUCUGGCCACCGUAGAGUCGUACGACCCUGUGACCAACACCUGGCAGCCCGAGGUGUCCAUGGGCACGAGGCGCAGCUGCCUGGGUGUGGCUGCCCUGCACGGGCUCCUGUACGCAGCCGGUGGCUACGAUGGGGCCUCCUGCCUCAACAGUGCCGAGCGCUAUGACCCCCUGACGGGAACGUGGACGUCCAUCGCCGCCAUGAGCACCCGCAGGCGAUAUGUCCGUGUUGCUAUGCUUGAUGGCAACCUGUACGCGGUGGGCGGUUACGACAGCUCCUCACACCUGGCCACUGUGGAGAAGUAUGAGCCCCAGGCGAAUACGUGGACGCCGGUGGCCUCCAUGCUGAGCCGGCGCAGCUCGGCGGGCGUGGCGGUGCUGGACCCCAAGGCCGGUGCCUGGGAGAGUGUGGCGCCCAUGAACAUCCGAAGGAGCACCCACGACCUGGUGGCCAUGGACGGGUGGCUGUAUGCCGUGGGGGGCAACGAUGGCAGCUCCAGCCUCAACUCCAUCGAGAAGUACAACCCGAGGACCAACAAGUGGGUGUCGGCGUCCUGCAUGUUCACCCGGCGCAGCAGCGUGGGCGUGGCGGUGCUGGAGCUGCUCAACUUCCCGCCUCCGUCCUCUCCCACACUGUCCGUGUCGUCCACCAGCCUCUGACCCCCGGCGGGACUGACAGGCUCGCCCACAGCCUCCCACAUGCCUUAAGCCCCACGGGGGGCCUGCGCCUCCCUGCCCUCACCGUGCAUCGGGGUUGGGUUCCCCACCGGGGACGCCCUGGACCGUCUGUCCACAUGUCCGUGUCCGUCCGCAGUGUUCACUUCUGUGUGUGCCGUUUAUUUAUGCGUGUGUUUAUUUAUUCAGUAUUUAUUGACGACGAGUAGUGCCGCAGCUACCAGUUCAUACGAUUGCUCUGGAAGUUUCUCUGUCUCUGGGACCAAGCUGCCAUCCGGUGUCCUGCCCUCUCGCUGGGGGUAGACACCCAAUGGAUGUGGGUCAGGACCAACUCGGACUCUGCAGAUCUGGGGGGACCGAGGGGGAGAUGCAGAGCCGUGGGGGGGGGGGGGGGCCUUCCGGGCAGGUGCAGACCCCAGCCUCCACUUGGCACAGGCCCUGGCCUCAAGGGCAAGGCGUGCCGCGGGGUGGGCCUUCUGCCUGUGGGCGUGGCAUCUCCUGGGUCCUGCACUGAGCUGGCACUGCGUGUGCCCCAGACCCCUCAGCAAUACGAGCCGCCUUGGACAAUAAACGUGUUCCUCGGGCUCUG